CUUCAGCAUUAUUUUUGCAAGGAGACACUCUUUGAACUUGGGUUAGGAUCAAGUUAGUAUAUCUCUCUUUGCACAUCUUGAGUUGGGAUGGGGAGAGGAGGAGGUUUUUUCUUUUGUCUUUUCUGUCCUCUCCCUUCCCCUACUCCCUUCCCCAGUCACCACUUGCUCACAUGCACACACUAACCUUGGAGCCGAUGGGAUUGAGUGACUGGCACUUGGGACCACAGAGAAAUGUCAGAGUGUUUGGUUACAGACUCAAGGAAACCUCUCAUUUUAGAGUGCUCAUUUGAUUUUAGGCAAAAUUUUGGACUGUGAAGCAAGGCCUUGGGUGAAGACAAAAUGGCCUCACCAACUGACAGCUGUAUCCAGUUCACCCGCCAUGCCAGUGAUGUUCUUCUCAACCUUAAUCGCCUCCGAAGUCGAGACAUCUUGACUGAUGUUGUCAUUGUCGUGAGCCGUGAGCAGUUUAGAGCCCAUAAGACAGUUCUCAUGGCCUGCAGUGGCCUGUUCUACAGCAUCUUCACAGACCAGUUGAAAUGCAACCUUAGUGUGAUCAAUCUGGAUCCUGAGAUCAACCCUGAGGGGUUCUGCAUCCUCCUGGACUUUAUGUACACAUCUCGGCUCAAUCUGCGGGAAGGCAAUAUCAUGGCUGUGAUGGCCACAGCUAUGUACCUGCAGAUGGAACAUGUUGUGGACACUUGCCGGAAGUUUAUCAAGGCCAGUGAAGCAGAGAUGGUUCCUGCCAUCAAGCCUCCUCGCGAAGAGUUCCUGAACAACCGGAUGCUGAUGACCCAAGACAUCAUGGCUUAUCGGGGUCGUGAGGUGGUGGAGAACAGCCUGCCACUGAGGAACGCCCCUGGGUGUGAGAGCAGAGCCUUUGCCCCCAGCCUAUAUAGUGGCCUGUCCACACCACCAGCCUCCUAUCCCAUGUACAGCCACCUUCCGGUCAGCAGCCUGUGGCCAACCCCUUCCCCAAGUGAUAGUACCAGGCCAGUCCCCAGUGAGUACAGCCGGCCGGCCAUGGAGGUGUCCCCCAGUGUGUGCCACAGCAACAUCUAUUCACCCAAGGAGACCAUCCCAGAGGAGGCACGAAGUGACAUGCACUACAGUGUGGCUGAGGGUCCCAAGCCUGCUGCUCCUUCAGCCCGAAAUGUCUCAUAUUUUCCUUGUGACAAGGCCAGCAAAGAAGAAGAGAGACCUUCCUCUGAGGAUGAGAUUGCUCUCCAUUUUGAGUCCCCCAAUGCAUCCCUGAACCGGAAAGGCCUGGUUAGUCCCCAGAGUCCCCAGAAAUCCGACUGCCAGCCCAACUCACCCACAGAGUCCUGCAGCAGCAAGAAUGCCUGUAUCCUCCAGACCUCUGGCUCCCCUCCAGCCAAGAGUCCCACUGACCCCAAAGCCUGCAACUGGAAGAAAUACAAGUUCAUCGUGCUCAACAGCCUCAACCAGAAUGCCAAACCAGAGGGGCCUGAGCAGGCUGAACUGGGCCGCCUUUCCCCGCGAGCCUACACUGUUCCACCUGCCUGCCAGCCACCCAUGGAGCCUGAGAACCUUGACCUCCAGUCUCCAACCAAGCUCAGUGCCAGCGGAGAAGACUCCACCAUCCCACAAGCCAGCCGGCUCAAUAACAUCAUUAACAGGUCCCUGACAGGCUCCCCCCGCAGCAGCAGUGAGAGCCACUCGCCAUUGUACAUGCACCCGCCCAAGUGCACAUCCUGCGGCUCUCAGUCCCCACAGCACGCGGAGAUGUGCCUCCACACCGCCGGCCCCACGUUCCCUGAGGAGAUGGGAGAGACCCAGUCUGAAUACUCGGAUUCCAGCUGUGAGAAUGGGGCCUUCUUCUGCAAUGAGUGUGACUGCCGCUUCUCUGAGGAGGCCUCACUCAAGAGGCACACGCUGCAGACCCACAGUGACAAACCCUACAAGUGUGACCGCUGCCAGGCCUCCUUCCGCUACAAGGGCAACCUCGCCAGCCACAAGACCGUUCAUACCGGUGAGAAACCCUAUCGUUGUAACAUCUGUGGGGCCCAGUUCAACCGGCCAGCCAACCUGAAAACCCAUACUCGAAUUCACUCUGGAGAGAAGCCCUACAAAUGCGAAACCUGCGGAGCCAGAUUUGUACAGGUGGCCCACCUCCGUGCCCACGUGCUUAUCCACACUGGUGAGAAGCCCUAUCCCUGUGAAAUCUGUGGCACCCGUUUCCGGCACCUUCAGACUCUGAAGAGCCACCUGCGAAUCCACACGGGAGAGAAACCUUACCAUUGUGAGAAGUGUAACCUGCAUUUCCGUCACAAAAGCCAGCUGCGACUUCACUUGCGUCAGAAGCAUGGCGCCAUCACCAACACCAAGGUGCAAUACCGCGUGUCAGCCACUGACCUGCCUCCGGAGCUCCCCAAAGCCUGCUGAAGCAUGGAGUGUUGAUGCUUUCCAACCCCUUCUCAGAAUCUACCCAAAGGAUACUGUAACACUUUAUGAUGUUCAUCCCAUGAUGUAGUGCCUCUUUCAUCCACUAGUGCAAAUCAUAGCUGGGCGUGGGAGGGUGGUGGGGGCCGGGGCCUGGGGGACUGGGAGCCGCGGCAGCUCUCCUUCCCCCACUGCCAUAAAACAUUAAGAAAAUAAUAUUGCUUCUUCUCCUACGUGUAAGGCGAACCAUGUCAGCAAAAAGCAAAACCAUUUUAUAGAUCAAAGUGGAGGAGUAUGCAAAAGUUCUGACUUGACUCAGUCUGCAAAAUGAGGAAUGUAUAUGUUUUGUGGGAACAGAUGUUUCUUUUGUAUGUAAAUGUGCAUUCUUUUAAAAGACAAGACUUCGGUAUGUUAUCAAAGAGAGGGCUUUAAUUUUUUUAACCAAAGGUGAAGGAAUAUAUGGCAGAGUUGUAAAUAUAUAAAUAUAUAUAUAUAUAAAAUAAAUAUAUAUAAACUUAAAAAAGAUAUAUUAAAAAUAUAAAACUGCGUUAAAGGCUCGAUUUUGUAUCUGCAGGCAGACACGGAUCUGAGAAUCUUUAUUGAGAAAGAGCACUUAAGAGAAUAUUUUAAGUAUUGCAUCUGUAUAAGUAAGAAAAUAUUUUGUCUAAAAUGCCUCAGUGUAUUUGUAUUUUUUUGCAAGUGAAGGUUUACAAUUUACAAAGUGUGUAUUAAAAAACAACAAAAAGAACAAAAAAAAGCUGCAGAAGGAAAAAUGUGUAAUUUUGUUCAAGUUUUCAGUUUGUAUAUAUGUGUACAACGUGUCUUCACGGUGCCUUUUUUCACGGAAGUUUUCGAUGAUGGACAAGCGUGCCAUCCCUUUUUGAAGUAUAGGCAGACACAGGGACUUGAAGUUGUCACUAACUAAACUCUCUUUGGGAAUGUUUGUCUCAUCCCAUUCUGCGUCAUGCUUGUGUUAUAACUACUCCGGAGACAGGGUUUGGCUGUGUCUAAACUGCAUUAUCGCGUUGUAAAAUAUAGCUGUACAAAUAUAAGAAUAAAAUGUUGAAAAGUCGA
Carlito syrichta (Philippine tarsier) is the source of this 3474-nucleotide messenger RNA. RefSeq names its product B-cell CLL/lymphoma 6 (gene BCL6). Lineage: Eukaryota; Metazoa; Chordata; Mammalia; Primates; Tarsiidae. The record is from RefSeq and is a predicted model, not a curated record. The transcript has 10 exons. Gene Ontology annotation, biological process: regulation of immune system process; negative regulation of transcription by RNA polymerase II; regulation of cytokine production. Gene Ontology annotation, molecular function: protein binding. The coding region runs from base 340 to 2403 and encodes 687 amino acids.